Plenodomus lingam JN3 is the source of this 675-nucleotide messenger RNA. RefSeq lists its product as uncharacterized. Lineage: Eukaryota; Fungi; Ascomycota; Dothideomycetes; Pleosporales; Leptosphaeriaceae. The record is from RefSeq and is a predicted model, not a curated record. Gene Ontology annotation, molecular function: nitronate monooxygenase activity.
AUGCUCCUCUCCCUUUGCGCCGAGCAGCUCAAGAUCCCGUACCUUGCCUCUGGCGGCUUUGCGAAUGGCAGACAAGUAGCCGCGGCCCUUGCGCUGGGCGCCUCCGGUGUUAACAUGGGCACGCGGUGGAUGUGCACCGUCGAAUCGCCCAUCCACCACAAAGUCAAAGAGGCCAUUGUCAACGCCACAGAAAACGACACCGUCCUGUGUCUGCGCAAGUUCCGCAAUACCUCGCGUCUGCACAAGAACAAGGUGUCUCUCGAGGUUGUCAAGAUUGAGAACGAGAAGAAGGAUGUCGAGUUCAAGGAUGUUGCCCACUUGAUGAGUGGCAAGCGGGGCCAGGGUGUCUAUGAGACGGGCGAUGUGGACGCCGGAGUGUGGAGUUUAGGCAUGUGUGCCGGCCUUAUUCACGAUAUUCCGACGUGUGAGGACUUGGUCAAGACGAUGGAGAGGGAUGUGAUUGAUGUGUUGGCCAAGACUAAUGCACUGAUUUACUGCAUCCACAUACUAAUCAUUGGCGACUUCAAGACAUAUAGAUAUCCGCUUGCACAUCUCGGACUGCACGACUCAAACUUCGCAGCCAAAAUCGUAUGCCCAGGGCAAAUCGACAAUGGAAGAAUCGCCGCAGAUGCCAGGUUGCAAUGCACCUUUGUGAGGCGCUGGGCAGAGACAUGA